Molecule: messenger RNA, 1646 nt
Organism: Vitrella brassicaformis
Lineage: Eukaryota; Vitrellaceae
Source: the annotation of a GenBank genome assembly
CCGACAUUGCCCCAUUCAUUAAAUCACUCAUGGCUCAUCCGCACCUCCAAAAGGUCCAUGUAAGGCAUGCAGCUCUCUUGCCGGCCGUCCGGCUGGCUGGCUGGCUCUCAUUCAGCACACACACACAUUCGCAGAAACACAUCAGGGCAGGAUGACGACAUAGUCACACGCAUAGAGCCACAGUCACUAUUCAUUACAGUCAGUCCAGCCAGCGCACACACACUCACUUCAGCAAACAAACACACCAACACACACACACACACACAGGGGCACCAGCAGUGUGCUGACAGAUCAGCUGCACUCAGGCGUGGAGGCAGGGAAGCAGACAGACAGACAGACGAGGGCGCAGAGAGGACGGCACAGAUGGAAGGCACCCAUUUAUGUCAGUACAGUACGAUAGAGGUAAAGGCACAUAUCCCCCUCCUUCCCUGGCUACGUGCACCUCUAGCUCAUCCGCCAUGAACACGACUGACCCACCCAACACUGCUGCGUCGCCCUCACGGUUCACAUCAAAAACAGGAAUGACGAGAGCCACAGACACACCGACAGGAAGACAUACGUCCGCCUCGCUGAUGAUGGCAGCAUACUUGACAGCACCUCUAUCUCGUCAGCCUUGAAGUACUCCGACCCGCCCAACAAAGCACUGCCAUAACCAUCGUCAUCCCUCACUCCCGUGUAGCCCUCAGGCACAUAGCCACUGUAGGUGAACUGAUAGCAGCUGCGGAUGUCGGCAGCAGGAGGGCCAUGGAUAUUGUCAGAGCCCAAAUACAAAAAUCCACCGAUCGCCACCCUUGCACCUCUCUGAUACUUCCUCCCGGUCACCAUCACCCACUGAUCGUCUCCGUCGAUCUCCAUCUUGGUCGGUAAGGUGAAGUGGCCGGCCAGUGAGAAAUACCACACAUCACUGUCCUACGAACGGUCGUUGGUCGGGUUGUCGGGCUCCUGGAUGUCGGCACUGAUGUACACGCCGAAGGCAUACUUGUCCUUCCUGACCACAAACAGGAGAGGUUUGGCGUCGCCCACAUUGUCCAGCAGGUCGCUCGCCAUAGGUGGUGCCGUGGACAGACGUUCUGCAACACACACACACACACACACAGACGGAAUCUGCCCCAUUAGCUGUCACACCAUCCCAGCCUGCUGGCAUGGUGUGUGUCUACCGGUAGAGUGAGGUGAGCGGUGUGGUGUCAUUCAGCAGGCCGACCAGCGCCUCAUACUCUGACGCAGACAGCGACGUGUUGGCAGGAGGGGACACCUGCAGGAGGCGCAAACGGACCUGAACAGAUCCAAGACAGCCAUGGACACCAGAGCAUUAGAUGAGUGGGUGAAUAGAACACGGUGUGUGUGUGUGUCACAUACCUGCUGUGCGGGUCUUGCUUCUGUGCCAACGCAGGUACCCACCACACACAGAAUCAUCAUGAUAGCAGCACUCCGCCAAGCAGCCAUCACGUGAAUGGGAACAGAGAGAGAAGAGGACAGAGAGCCUUGCUGGUCAGAGGGAGGACGGGGCAGACAGACGAGAGAUGAGGUGAGAGGGACGAGGAAGCUGACAGAUUGCCUAGAUCUCGUACGCUGAUAGAUCUCACCGGGUGCUACAAUGAGAAUACUGGAUCCCGAUAAUCAAUUGGAGAUGCCGCAAGCUCUCUCCC